Necator americanus (New World hookworm) is the source of this 246-nucleotide messenger RNA. RefSeq lists its product as uncharacterized. The transcript has 3 exons. The record is from RefSeq and is a predicted model, not a curated record. Bases 1 to 246 code for a protein of 81 amino acids. Lineage: Eukaryota; Metazoa; Nematoda; Chromadorea; Rhabditida; Ancylostomatidae.
AUGCCAGAUAAUCAAGCACUACAGAGAAGAAUAAGGGCAGCCAACGAAUCGGCGGAAACAUUCCGCAUAAUUCUACGCAUCACCGUUGGUCUGCUGAUAUUUACCAUUGUGUUCACACUCUUAAUGUUUCUUCACUACAAACGGGCAAUAGCCUUAUGGCCAAGCCUUCAUCCUUAUCACACGGCACUGGAGGGUGAAGAAGGUGAAGGAGUAAGCACAGAAGUGUCAAACGGCAACGAUAACUAA